AUGGUAGCUUUAAGGUUAAGGAAAGGUUCUAUGGUUUUGAGAAUGUUUAGUUUUCGCCAGCAGCGCCAGCAGCGCCGCCAGCGCCGCCAUGUUCAAUUGUCAAAAUCUAUCCACCGACCUGGCCUGAAGCCCGUUGAUAAGAGCAAUUCCAGCUAUACCGGCAUACUAGACGAGGGAAAGCCCUUCGCGCUCGCGGAAACCCCAUUGCCAGAGGAGUCUCCUUGGCGCGAAGCUUUGAGCCCUGGCUGGAGUAUCGGCUUCCAAAACAUGGCUGGGCCUAUGCCUUCCACUUCCUACCCGCGACCGCCCCCGCGGCCCCUCAUCGAUUAUGUCACAAAUGGCUGGAUGACCGCAGAACAGAAACACAGCAACUUGGGGCCAAAUUCGAAGGCUGGCGGCUCUAACUACUGUCCUGCGAGCAUGAAAGGCCUCCUCAUCCUCGCCAGUGCGCCUCGACUCCGUCGUUACAUCAUCGUGUAUCUUAUUCUGCUGUGGAUAUGUCUGGGUAGUUGGAUUAAGCUGGUUUCUCCUCGCUUAAGGGAGCAUAAUGACCUGUUAAGGGCUCUAGACCCGAAUUUUGGAGAUGGUCUUAGGGGUUGGUUUGGUUUGAAUUCCAUGCCCAAAUUCAACGACCUCGUAUAUCUGAGAUCGUUGGAUCCUACGUUGCUACCUGGAGAGAAAGAACCUACUGCGGAUAACCCGCACAAAAAGAGGCUUAUUGUGAUAGGCGAUGUUCAUGGCUGUUUGGAUGAAUUGGAAACCCUUUUACAAAACGUCAAUUUCGAGCCCAGACAAGGAGAUCAUUUAAUUUUCACAGGCGACCUGAUAGCGAAGGGACCUAAGAGCACAGGAGUCGUUGAUCUCGCUCGCAAAUUCCAUGCCUCCUGUGUCCGAGGAAACCAUGAAGAUCGUGUCCUUCUUACCCGCCGCCAUAUACAGGCUGAGGCUUCAACCAAAAGUGAACGUUCUGCUGCGGAAGAGCCAGACCAAAUAGACGACGACAUAGAACCUGCAAAUAGGGAACGUGCCCUUGCGAACGAAUUGACUGAUGAACAGGCAAAAUGGUUGGACGCGUGCCCUGUGAUGUUGAAAGUGGGGUUUAUAAAACACAUGGGUGAGGUAGUGGUCGUGCAUGGUGGCCUUGUUCCAGGCAUUGACUUGGAAAGCCAAGAUCCCUCCACCGUCAUGAGUAUGCGGACCAUCGAUAUCUUUAGCCAUGUUCCUAGCGCAUCGUCCAAGGGUGUUUCUUGGACAAAGCUGAUUUUUGCACUAAUUCCCUUUCUCGUUGCGAUUUAA
This is a messenger RNA of Histoplasma capsulatum G186AR, 1296 nucleotides long. Its product is annotated as serine/threonine phosphatase. The transcript is spliced from 4 exons. Gene Ontology annotation, cellular component: cytoplasm. Bases 1 to 1296 code for a protein of 431 amino acids. Gene Ontology annotation, biological process: polyphosphate catabolic process. NCBI's taxonomy places the organism in Eukaryota, Fungi, Ascomycota, Eurotiomycetes, Onygenales, Ajellomycetaceae. The record is from RefSeq and is a predicted model, not a curated record. Gene Ontology annotation, molecular function: endopolyphosphatase activity; phosphatase activity.